Molecule: messenger RNA, 473 nt
Organism: Chenopodium quinoa (quinoa)
Lineage: Eukaryota; Viridiplantae; Streptophyta; Magnoliopsida; Caryophyllales; Amaranthaceae
Exons: 4
Coding region: 81-386 (101 amino acids)
Source: RefSeq, a predicted model, not a curated record
AGUUCAAGCAAAUUACGGCAACAACAAUUGAAGUUCGAUUUCGGCUCGACAUUGUUGAAUUUUUGAAGUCAAUUCCACCUAUGUACUUGGAUGAAAACAAGUCUUUGAUUCUGAAGAUUGUGGAAAGCCAGAAUUCGGGGAAGAUUAAUGAGUGUGCUGAGUGGUAUGCAAAACGAUUUCUACAUCCUGACAUUGUGGCACCAUAUGAUUACAUAUUUAUCUGGGACGAAGAUUUGGGAGUGGAUAAUUUUGAUUCUGAAAAAUACGUUGAUUUGGUUAAGAAACAUGGUUUGGAAAUUUCACAGCCUGGUGUGGAUCCUAAUAGUCCGUUUACAUGGCAGAUGACAAGGAAAAGACAUGACAGUUGGAGUUGUAUUAUACGUUGAUUUGGUUAAGAAACAUGGUUUGGAAAUUUUAUGGGUAGGCCAAAUUACAAAGGAGACUCUGCCGAAAUUUACAUUUGCAUUAUUCAA